Messenger RNA from Haliotis rubra (blacklip abalone), 6955 nucleotides. RefSeq names its product SCO-spondin-like. The transcript is spliced from 48 exons. Gene Ontology annotation, cellular component: extracellular matrix. Lineage: Eukaryota; Metazoa; Mollusca; Gastropoda; Lepetellida; Haliotidae. Bases 98 to 6955 code for a protein of 2285 amino acids. Gene Ontology annotation, molecular function: protein binding. The record is from RefSeq and is a predicted model, not a curated record.
GAUACAUUUCUGUGUGUUUAUCCGUGCGUGCGAAAACUUGGACUAUUGGAGUGCUGACAGGACAAACGAGUCGUAGAUCGACUAAACUAAGGGAGCCAUGGCUCGUUCCCUCAACCCGCUUCUCUCUGUUAUACUAUGGAUAAUGGUAACCGGACCGGCGAUUUCCUCAGCGGCCUUCUGUAACACGACACGACUUGAAACAAAGACCGAAAAUGCAUCAUGCCUACAAAUGCUGCAGAUGAUGGAACGAGAUUUCAUCCCGGCCAUGGAUCAGAUUAACAGUUUGAACCCGGGACAGGAUCUCGAAAAUAAAAACAUGCUGGAGCUUUCCACAAUUGACAUCCCUUGUGUUUUCACUAGAAAAAAAGAGGUGGAAAAAUGGGGCUGUUGCGACGGUUACAGUGGUAACGACUGCAACGAUCCUGUUUGUACUGGUGGCUGUGGAGCCAACGGGGUCUGUGUGAACCCUAACCUCUGCGAGUGUAAAAACAACUACACUGGGAUAAACUGUGAAGAGGCUCCAGGAGAGUCCUACUGCUACGUGGGCAAAUUCUGCAGCGGCUCCAAGAAAAGUGAGUUCACGGCAGAGGGCACUUGCUGUACAGAAGGUGGAUCCUGGGGUAACAAGAACACUUGCAACAUCUGCAAGAAAGUGAACGCAACAGUUAUUGGCGGAGAGGGUGAUUUCCGUACAAAGACCUGCCGAACUUUCGGAGAGUGCAGCUACCGUACCUUUGACGGCGUCGAUUACAACUACUGUUCCACUUGUACUAUGACUCUCAUCCAGAACACCAACAUAAAGGUCACAGCAUACACAUCAUGCGAUCCCGGUUCUACGUGCAAAUGCAAGAAGUCUAUUUCAAUCACAAUGGACGGGAAAACAUACGAAUACAGUAGCGCAACUGGAAAAGUAAAAAAUCCCGAUGGAACGGAAACUGACGUUACAUCAGAACCAAAGAGUCUCGGAGACAUUACUGUUUACGAAAAACUGGAGCGUAAGAACUUCAAACUCUCAAAAUUCGAGAUCACCGUUGGUGUUGAUGAUGACGGUAUGGCUGUGGUCACAGCCGACAGGGGAACUCUUGAAGAUGGAGGUUUCACCGGAAUGUGCGGAAACGGCAAGGGCGAUCAAGCAGCUGAAUAUGCCCUCCUCAGCAAUCCCAUUGAAGUCAAGGGUAUUGCAGGCAACUUCAGAAGCGCAGAUAAGUGUGGCGAGGGACUGAGACGAUGUGCCGCUGGGGAUGAAGAGGACCAAGCCAACAAGGCCUGUGCUUGGCUUAGAAGCAGUGGCUUCAGAACCUGCAACGAUAUCGUGGACCCCACACUGAGUCUCUUUGAGUGCAAGAGAGCCUACUGCAAUGCUGCCACCCCCGAGAAGAAACAGGAAGCCGUGUGCAACACACUGUCUCUCUAUGCCUCUAUGUGUAUUUCAAAGAACGUCUACUUUAAAUGGCGAACGAAGAACUUCUGUCCCAAGCAAUGCCCAGCUGGAAAGAUCUUCUCUGUGUAUGCAUCCCCAUGCCCUGCAAUGUGCGGAAUGUUGGACACAGACAACCUGAAGAGGCUCACUAGUCCAUCGUGUUCUCAGCACUUGGCUGGAUGUGUCUGUGAGGCAGGAAAGAUCCUUGACAAUGCAGGCAACUGCGUGGCACCUAAUGACUGCAAGUGCGUCUACGACAAGAAGGCAUAUGCUCUCGACGAAAAAAUGUACACGAAGGACAAGUGUAUGUCAUGUACCUGUCAAAUCUAUGGUAUGUGGAAAUGUGUCAAGGAGGAUUGUCCAGGCAUCUGCGAAGUCAAAGGCCUCAAGACCGUCAAACAGUUUGAUCAGUUCUCGUUCAAGGUGUCCAACAAGGGCUCAGCUGAGUGUUCCUUCACACUGUUGGAGCUCAAAGGCAAGAUGAAAGUCGAAGCUUCAACAGCGCCAGACAUGAGUCUCAUGACAGUCACUGUGACCAGAGGAAGCGACAGCUACGCAAUCGGUGUGAAAGACCAAACCUUCAAAGUGAAUGGUCAAACCAAAGUUCUUCCAUUCACCAAGACUGGACUAUUCAUCAGCACAGCCGCGGAUACAUACGUAGUUGAAUUCAUGGACCUCACAGUUUCAAUCGACAAGAGCAGCGGCAUCGUCAUUUCAGCCAGACCCAGUGUAUACUCAACCAGGGUAUCAGGUCUUUGUGGUAACUACGACUACAACCCCGACAACGACCUCAUCGAUCCAGCUACUCUUGGUCAGUUCAGUGAAGACGACUUCAUUGCAGGGAACUCACAGGACAGAUGCCUUGCAUUUGAUGCUUAUGACAGCACAACCAAAAUACCACAGUGUGAGAACAUGAGGAAAGCUAUCACCAGCAAAUGUCCAUCAAUGGAAAUCAGCAAACUGGAUGAGUACGAAGUCGCCUGUGAAGCCAUGAAAGGAGAAGGAGUCUGUGGCCUUCUCAAAGGAAUGCUUCGAGACUGUGGCAUCUGCCUCACGCAGUUCAACGACACAGCCACAGUAGACUGCUCGUCAAUGACAACAUGCGCAGCCGGGACCGGUAAUCAAGAUGGCGACAAGGAAUACAGCUGUUGUGUAAAGAGCUGUGAUACUUCCUGCCGUGACCUCAGCCUCAGUGGUGGGAAAUGCACUGGUGACUGUCUCCAGGGCUGUACUUGCAAGCCCGGAAACUAUCUUGACCAAGACAACAACUGUGUUCCACAGGACCAAUGCAACUGCUACUCACUCGAUGAUCCUACCACUCCCAUUAGACCCGGCGACAAGGUCACCAUCGGCUGCCAGGAAUGCUUGUGUUCAAGUGGCAAACUGUCCUGCACCAAUACAACAUGCGAGAAGAUGACAUGUCUUGGUACUCAGACUCUGGCUGAACUCCAAGAUGGUACCUGCAAACCAGUCUGCCAAAUGCCUGGACGAAAGAGUGCUUGCAAACAACUUCCACAGAGAAAUGGCGAGUUCAUCUUGCAGGAAGCCUGCUACUGUCCCGAUGGAACUGUUGAAGACCCCUCUGGUAAAUGUAUUCAAGCUGGACAAUGUCCAUGCUACGACACGGGGGAUUACUUCGCCCAUGGAUCCAUCAUCUCAGCUGGCUGUCACCAAAAGAAAUGUAACGACGCUCACUGGGACGUUCUCGACUCAAGCACGUGCAGACAAAUCUGUACGCUGUCUGGAACCCAGCAAUUUUUCCAAACCUUUGAUGGCGACGCAUACUACUUCCCCGGUUCCAGUGACGGAUCGUGUCAGUACGUCAUGCUGGAGUACAAUGACAUCAAGGUUCUUAUACAAGGUUACAAGUGUCGAGGUACCGAAACCAUGUGUACCAAAUCUGUUGAGGUUCAACUGGGAGCAGGCAUAACUUUGACGAUGGCAAGAUCUAAAGGUGUUGACAUCAACGGGCAGAACUACCCAGAAGGGACUAUUAACAACAUACUGGAUGGCAUCCAGGUCCGCCUCACUGCACUUACAUAUCACAUCAUCGCCGGCAGUUUAGCCAUCACAUGGGACCAAGGUCUGUACGUGAAGCUUGAAGUACCUGAGAGCUGGGCAAAUCAAACCCGAGGUUUGUGUGGUAAUAACAAUGGUAACAGCCGAGACGACAAAACCUUGCAAACAGGUGCCCUUGCUGCUGAUGCUGCUGAGUUUGGAAACUCCUGGAGAGUCUCUCCCGAUACAUGUGUCGAGUAUGUGCCCACGGGAAAAGAGCCUUGUGAGGUAAAUGGCGACAGGAAAGAUUGGGCUACAAGUGCUUGCGGUGUGCUCAACAGUCCAGAGUUUCAACAAUGUAGAAACAAGAUGGCCACAAGAACACACACCCUCUUUAAAUUCUGUCAGUCUGAGGCAUGCGGCUGUGACAAGGGAGGCGACUGUGAAUGUUUGUGUAACGCAAUUGCCACCUAUGCUGCUGAGUGUAUGAACCUUCAUGGCAUUGCUAUCAAAUGGAGAACACAGAGAUUGUGCCCAAUCCAGUGUGAAGGUGGAAGUCAGUACAGAGCAUGUGGCAACCCUUGUCAACCAAGCUGCGCCAAACCAACCAUCAGCGACACUGUCGGCGAGAUCUGCAACAGCACCCACUGUGUUGAAGGUUGCUUCUGCCCCGAAGGAAGUAUCAUGGACGAGGAAACCAAACAAUGCGUACCAUUGGAACAAUGCCCGUGCAAGGACGAUAACGGCUUCAUAUACCAACCAGGACAGAACUUCACACGAGACUGCCAACUCUGCACAUGCAAAGAGGGCCAACUGGAAUGCACUGGCAAGACUUGUGGUGAAUGUGACUCGACACAACACAGUUGUGGAGAAGUGCAGGGAGUACUCAUGUGUAUCAGUAAGGACAAGGUCUGUGACGGCAUGCGGGACUGCAGCGACGGAUCAGAUGAAGUCAAGUGCAAUGGAACCUGCACUGACCUCCAGUUCAGAUGCAACUCUGGGCAAUGUAUCCCUAAAACCUUCACUUGCAACAGCCUCAAGGAGUGCGACGAUGGAUCCGACGAAAUAAGUUGCAACAUAACAUGCAGCAAUGAAACUUUCACAUGUGCUGACGCACCAACCAUGUGCUUGCCAAUGUCCUUCGUCUGCGAUGGAGAGGCAGACUGCAAAGACAAGUCGGAUGAAGCAGGUUGCCAUGUCUGUCCAAAGAACGAGACACAGUGUGUUGAGAACGACAGUUGCAUCCCCAAGGACCGGAGUUGUGAUGGCCAUGAUGACUGUGGUGAUGGAUCUGACGAGAAGGGAUGCACAACGCCGAUGUCAACAACCCCAGAGUGUGAUGUGGAGAAGGUGUCAAAUGGGUACCUCAUCGUACAGACAAAGGAUAAUAACGUCAUGGCACAGCUGGCCGCUAACGGGGGAAGUUUCAACACAACUGUAGAUGGGGACGUCGAACUGGAACUUACUAUCAUUGCUAAAGCUGGGACAGAACCGAAAGUGUUUAGUGUUAGCUUCGGAGCUGACAACAUGACCGACGCCAAAGUUAUGACAGAAACACUAGACGGAGGCAAGAAAGUCUAUGAGAAUCCAACGAUUGAAAGUGAUAUUGCAAAGUUUGUCAUAACUGGAGAUAAAGUGGCUAAAAUUCUGGUGGAGAUAAAGGUUCUUCUGACAGUAACAGUCAUCCAUGACAUCGAGGUUGAAGCUUGCUACGAGCCAGGAGAAACAACCAUCCCCACAACAAGCGAGACGACAACUAGCGGUACAACAACCAGUGGUACAACAACAAGUGGUACAACAACCAGUGGUACAACAACAAGUGGCACCACACCUUCAGUGCCAUGUACAAGUGAAGAGGAAUGGUGCAUGGAGGUGAACAUCUGUAUACCUAAGAAUGCUGUCUGCGACGGUAAAUGUGACUGCAAUACAACACGACAAGGGGUACCCUAUUGUGAAGAUGAAGAUGAUGUCCGAUGCGCAACAACAUCAGCCACUACUGUUACAGAAAUUACGCAGACAACAGAGGGUACACCUUCAACCACUACAGCUGGAACCCCAUGUGAAAAUAUCAUGGAAGGACAGGAUCUCCCCAGUGCAGUGAAAAAAGUGGGCUCAUCUGUUGGUAUUUAUGAAAGUGGAGACAUCGUCUCAACCACAGAACCAUCUGAUGGCAGCAUCUUGAACCCGCUAGAAGCAGAUGAGGCUACUGUCAGUCUUCCUGGCCCAAAGGACAUUAUUGUUAUAACAACAGGCGCAAGUCCUGAUGCACUAAAGAAAGACAACAGUGUUGUAACGCCAAGUGAAACACUUUCUUUCGAUGACAAGACUGUGUACGUGUACAGGGACGCUCCAGAAGGUACCUACACACCAGUUUCUGGAAGUGACACCUUCGUUGAAGAAAAUGCACCACAGAAUGGGGACGUGCCACUUUCUGGACAAAGAUUCAUUAUUUUGUCUGACAGUCCAACAGCAUCUGUCGAUGAAAGCAAUAUCAAGGUCAAGAUUUGCCAACAGACAACAGGGACAACAACAAGUGGGACAACCACGACCAGUGGAACAACAACAAGUGGGACAACAACGGAAACGACUCCUUGUGACAAGAUUGAUCUGAUGAACCCAAGUGAGAACCCUUCACCAACGCCGACAUCAUCCCCAGUCGGUAAUGGAGGAGACAACCCUCUGUCGGAAAUACCUUUGGACGAGUCACCCUUUGUUGACAGUAAAGGUCACAUCUCCAACGAUCUUCACUUCAGUGCCUUCUCAGGAAACCACCAACCCUCAGUCAAUGAGACACCAGUUGAUACCUCUAGCAGUACCCAAGGCACCGUUGAUGGCAAACCCGUUUACCUCACUACUGUGCCAGUUACACCAAGUACAAAUCCAGUGACAGUAACCACUCCAGCUGGAAAAGACAAACCUGAAGUCUUCCAAGAAAUUGAGGGCAAUCCGGAUACAGCAAAUCCUUCUCUUUAUGAAUCAAUGGUCCAGUAUCAACCAUUCUUGUGCCAGGAACUAGCUCGGUAUCUGAAAUUGUCAUAUGCCAGCACGAGACAACAGGAUACUGAGUUCACUGUCAAACCUUCGACUGAUAAGAUUAUCUUGGUAACCAAAGAGAAACCUGACGACUUCACAGUCAAUGGGACACCAGUUGAUACCUCUAGCAGUACCGAAGGCACCGUUGAUGGCACACCCGUUUUCCUCACUACUGUGCCACUUACACCAAGUACAGAUCCAGUUCCCGUCAAUGGUCCAGUAUCAAAAAUUCUUGUGCCAGAAACUAGCUCGGUAUCUGAAAUUGUCAUAUGCCAGCAUGAGACAACAGAAACGACCCCAUGUGACAAGAUUGAUCUGAUGAACCCAAGUGAGAACCCAUCACCAGCACCGACAUCAUCCCCAGUCGGUAAUGGAGGAGACAACCCUCUGUCGGAAAUACCUUUGGAAGAGUCACCCUUCGUUGACUCAGUGAAGGGCACAUCUCCAACGAUCUUCACUUCAGUGCCUUCUCAGGAAACAACCAACCCUCAGGUAUAUUUGUAG